AACGGAACACGAGCGGGAAACUCGCCGCGCCCUCGCCGGUUAUCCACCACAAUUCCUCCCACGUUCCAGCGAAGCCUCGCACACCACACCAGAGCACCUUCCCCCGUCGCCGCCGCCGCAGCAGCAGCAGUAUCCAUGGCGCCGAAGGCUGCCGAGAAGAAGCCGGUGGAGAAGACCCCCGCGGUCAAGAAGCCCAAGGCGGAGAAGAAGGUGCCGACGUCCAAGGAGGGCGGCGAGAAGAAGGGGAAGAAGAAGUCCAAGAAGAGCAUGGAGACGUACAAGAUCUACAUCUUCAAGGUGCUGAAGCAGGUGCACCCGGACAUCGGCAUCUCCUCCAAGGCCAUGUCCAUCACGAACUCCUUCAUCAACGACAUCUUCGAGAAGCUCGCCGGCGAGUCCGCCAAGCUGGCGCGGUACAACAAGAAGCCCACCAUCACAUCCCGGGAGAUCCAGACCUCCGUCCGCCUCGUCCUCCCAGGCGAGCUCGCCAAGCACGCCGUCUCCGAGGGCACCAAGGCCGUCACCAAGUUCACCUCCGCCUGAUUUGGCACGUCGUCUGUGUCUUCUUUGGCAGAUCAGAUCGAUGGCGCUCGCUCUGUAGUUAGCUGUUCGUGCUAUGUCGUCUUGUAACUUGUGCUGGUUCAUGAUCUGGAGAAAUAGUAACAGCGCUUAUUUCGGUUCUUUC
This is a messenger RNA of Triticum aestivum (bread wheat), 685 nucleotides long. Lineage: Eukaryota; Viridiplantae; Streptophyta; Magnoliopsida; Poales; Poaceae. The record is from RefSeq and is a predicted model, not a curated record.